GUGUGUUUAUUUUUAUUUUUAUCAUAUCUCUAAGAGUUAAUUCGACUUCAACUGAUCAAUUCUUAUUGUCUUAAUGUUCCAUCCCUCAACUGCGUCACCCUAGUCGCUCACCCACGAAACCAACCAACGAAGACGCGGGACCCAGGCGGUCUGACGGAGAGAGGCGUCGCGGUGGAUGUUAAAUGCGUGUGGGUGAUUUGCAGCGAAAAGACGGAGAGACUAAGACGUGGCAGCACAAGAGAGGGCCUCAGAUGACACACGGAUCGAUAUCCGUGGCCUAUCAACACAGCGAAUCUGACCCGCUUAGUCGUCCCAGAUCUGACGUUCGAAAUCGUCGCAUUCAUUCUCGAAACCUCUUUUCGAAACCCUAAUUCCCGCCCUCUUCCCCUCUCGAUUUAAACCUCCCACCGCUUCCUCUCCGACCCCCAUUGAUCUCCGCAUCUCCAAUCCUCAAUCUCGAAUCCUUCCUCGCUCGCGUACGAGAUGGCCCGGACGAAGCAGACGGCGCGGAAAUCCACGGGUGGCAAAGCCCCGCGGAAGCAGCUGGCGACGAAGGCGGCGAGGAAGUCGGCCCCCGCGACCGGCGGCGUCAAGAAGCCCCACCGCUUCCGGCCCGGGACAGUCGCGCUGCGAGAGAUCCGCAAGUAUCAGAAGAGCACGGAGCUGCUCAUUCGGAAGCUGCCUUUCCAGCGCCUGGUCCGCGAGAUCGCCCAGGACUUCAAGACCGACCUCCGCUUCCAGAGCUCCGCCGUUGCCGCCCUGCAGGAGGCCGCGGAGGCCUACCUUGUGGGCCUAUUCGAGGACACCAACCUCUGUGCCAUUCACGCCAAGAGAGUAACCAUCAUGCCCAAGGAUAUCCAGCUCGCCCGUCGGAUCCGCGGGGAGAGGGCUUGAUGGCCGACCUAUCCCCUCCUGUUUUAUGAGUCCUUGAGACCCAUUUCAUCUAUUCUACUCUAUUCUGUAAUUCGAGUGGGUCUUUGUUAAUUAAUGGAUAAUAUUAUGGUCUUUUGACAUGCA
This is a messenger RNA of Musa acuminata AAA Group (dessert banana), 1017 nucleotides long. Its product is annotated as histone H3.2. The coding region runs from base 484 to 894 and encodes 136 amino acids. Gene Ontology annotation, molecular function: protein heterodimerization activity; DNA binding; structural constituent of chromatin. The record is from RefSeq and is a predicted model, not a curated record. Gene Ontology annotation, cellular component: nucleus; nucleosome. The transcript has a single exon. NCBI's taxonomy places the organism in Eukaryota, Viridiplantae, Streptophyta, Magnoliopsida, Zingiberales, Musaceae.